This is a messenger RNA of Pochonia chlamydosporia 170, 396 nucleotides long. Its product is annotated as profilin. The record is from RefSeq and is a predicted model, not a curated record. The coding region runs from base 1 to 396 and encodes 131 amino acids. The transcript is spliced from 5 exons. Gene Ontology annotation, molecular function: actin monomer binding. Gene Ontology annotation, cellular component: cell cortex. Lineage: Eukaryota; Fungi; Ascomycota; Sordariomycetes; Hypocreales; Clavicipitaceae.
AUGUCGUGGCAAGCCUAUGUCGAUACCAGCCUUGUGGCUACCGGUCACAUUGACAAGGGUGCCAUUAUCAGCGCAGCCGGCGACAGCUCUUGGGCCGCUUCUGCCGACUUCCAGCUUAAGCCAGAGGAGAUGAAGGCCAUUGCUUCAAUUGUCGGCGGUGACGCUGCUGCCAAGGACAAGGCCUUCGCGGAUGGUCUCUACAUUGCCGGUAACCGAUAUGUCGUGGCCCGAGCCGAAGACCGGACUAUCUAUGCUAGACAGGGUCGAUUGGGUGUUGCCAUUGCCAAGACCAAGCAGGCUAUUGUUGUUGGCCACCACGGCGAGACUCAGGUUGCGGGAAAUGCUAGCUCUACUGUUGAGGGACUGGCGGACUACCUUAUCGGUCAGGGAUAUUAG